Molecule: messenger RNA, 2736 nt
Organism: Paramecium pentaurelia
Lineage: Eukaryota; Ciliophora; Oligohymenophorea; Peniculida; Parameciidae
Source: the annotation of a GenBank genome assembly
AUGGGAUAAAAUAAGAAUGCAUCUAUUAUUUGUUCCCUGAUACAUUAUGCUUUUAAUAAACAAAUAUCAAGAAUCCUAGAAAGAUUUCUUGAAUUGAUAAAUACUUUAAAGAAUUAACCGACUUCAAUGGAAUUUACAAAUUUAAUUGAGUCAACCAAAAAUGCGUAGAAUCCUGUUUAGAAGUUCUUUUAAAAUCUAUAUCUGAUAGAUUAGAAAAAUGAAAUUGCAGGUAAAAUACUAUUUGAUAUUUGUAAAAUAAAGGGUUGGUUGGAUGAUAGUUAAAUAUCAUAUAAUAAUAUAGCAAAAUAUUUUUAGAUGAGGAUUUCAUUUCUAACUUGUAAUGAAAUUUAUGGAAUCAAAUUCAAAGAUUCUAUUGAUCUAAUAGUUGAUCCUACUAAAAAAUUCUAUUAUUUAAUCCCUGAAUUAAUAAUUAAGAACCUUGAAUAAAUAUCAUGUCCUUAAUGUAAAAGUAAAAAUGAAUUUAUUUAAUUGAUGUGUGAACAUAAACAAUGUUACAAAUGUCUACUUAAGAAAUUAGAUCCAUUAAAAUGUUGUGGAAAACUCAAUAUCAAAUAAUAUCUAUUAAAUUAAAUUAAAAAGCUAGAGUGUCUAAAAGAAUAAAAUGAAAAGUAAAAAAUAUUAUAAAAAUAUUAUGAAAGUUCAAAUUAAUCAUUUGGACAUACAGAAUAAUAAUUAUAAUAGAAUAGAAGUGUUAGAAAUUAAUUGAAUCAAGAUAAUGAUAAAUUAAAGAAUUCUUCUGUUAUUGAUAUUCUAUAUGAAUGUAAUUUAUGUUUUAAAAAGGUGUAUACUUAAUUAUUUACAUUAUAAGAUUGUAAACAUAAAUUUUGUUAUGAUUGUAUGUUCAGAAUAAAGUUACAAAAUAAAGAUUGUCCCAUCUAAAACUGUUUUAAAAAAAUAGAGUAAAAUGAGGAAGUUUAAACUUGUUAAAUCAAAAAUAAUUCAGAUAAUAAAGAAUAAAAAAUUAUUAAUUAAAAUCUAAAAUAAAGCAUAUAAAAUUAAUCAAUUCUUAAAGUAACAGAACAAUGUUGGAAAUGCUAUAAAACAUUUAAUUAUAAAUUGUUUGAAAUUAAAAAGUGUAAUCAUAAAAUUUGUCUUUAAUGUUUAUCAAGUAUUGAGAUGACAUAUGAAUCCAUUUAUUGUUUCUAUUACAAAUGUUAAUCAACAUUUACAAAACAUGAGUACAAUAUGUACAUUAAGAAUUUACAAUCAAUAUAAAAUACUGAACCUCCUCAAAUGCAAAAAAUAAUUAUUAACUAAAACUAAUCAUAUUUUAAUUGUGAAAAUUGUUAGAAUAAGAGAAGUGAAGAUCAAAAAUAUGUCUUAAAUUGUGGUCAUUCUAUUUGUUUUACAUGUAUAACUUAGGAUGUAUAAUAUAAAACAUCAUGUUGUUAUUUAACAUCAUUAGAUUUUGAUUAUUAAUAAUUUAGGAAAAAUCUGAUUAUAAAUUGCUAAGGUUGCCAAUGUCCUUUUCCAAUAAAAAAUUUAUUUUAAUUGAGGUGUAAACAUUUAUUUUGUUUAAAUUGUUGUUCAAAAAUAUACUUAGGAAAACCUUAAAGAUGUUUGGAAAAAAAAUGUGAAAGGCUAAUAUUUGAUAUUGAUGAUCUUUUUAAUUUCAUUUAUAAUAAAAAAUUAGAGUAAAGUACGGAAAUUUCUAACUAAGAAGAAUAGAAAAAAAACUCAAAUUCUAAAGAGGAUUAAGAAGAAAAUAAAAAUGAAUAAAAGUUAGAUAAAAAAGAUAAUAAUUAAAUGAAAGAAUAAAGAAAAUUCUAAGAAACCAAUAUACAUAAAUUUAGUUAUAGAUAAAAUAAUAAUAAUAAAGAAGAAGAAUAGUCUUUUUAAGUCCAAAAAUCUGUAAUAAAUUUAAAGGAAUAUAAAAUAGAUGAAUAAAAGAAAGAGGAUAUAAAUAUACAAUCAAUAAAAUAACAAGAAAUUAUUACACCUAAAUAAUAGAUUUCCUCUUAAAAUGAUGAAUAGACAAGAUAAGAUAUUUAAAAUUUUUUAGAUGAUAGCUCAGAUUUUGAAAAUAAUUUUGAAGAGGAAAUAAUUAUUUAUUAACAAAUUGAACAAAUUAAAUCUGCAUAAGAAAAAGAAAAUGAGUAUUGUAAAGGAAAUUGUACAAAUUGUAAUUAAGAAUUUUCAUCUUUUAACAGAAAAUAAUUGAUUAAUUGUAAAUCUCAUUAAAUUGGAGUUUGCUGUAUUUUAAUAAAAUUUGAAAAUUGUCCUCAAUGUGAAUAAACACUCCCUAAAAAAGUUUCAAUAAAAUAAAAGCUAAUAUUACCUACCAAUCCAGUAGAAGAGGAAUAUAUGUUUGAAUCUACUAUUAUUAAACCUUAAUCAGCAAAUUAUUAUCCUAUAUCACAUCAGUAAACAUAUUAAGGUUAUAGCGAAUAAUUGUAAAAAUUGGAAAGAUAGAGGAAUAAUCAAAAUUGUGCUAUUAAAAGAAAUGUAACAACUGAUACUGUAAAUAAAAGAGUUUUGGAAAAUCAAUAAGCUUUUGAUGAUAAGUAUAAAUUUAGAAAUGAAUUUGUAUAACAUAAUGAAUUGGCUUUGCUUAAAUCUUCUCCUACUCCUUAUGUACAGCAAUCCUACUAUCCAUAUAGAUAUGAUAGAGUUAAUUAUGGGGGAUAUGAUCAUAGAAACAGAUUGGAAUUACAUAGUAGAGACUUUCAUUUAAACUCAAAAAUUACAACUGGAUAUUCAGGGAGAUUGAGUUGA